AUGCUUACCAACAUCCCCCGUUCCUCGCUCCGCGCGGGCGGCCUUCACGUCAGCAGGGUCUCUGCAGUGAGGAGUCCAGUCCAUGCGAAACCGGCACCAACGAAGGCGAGCCAUUAUGGCCAGACUCGCGGUUUCCGCUUCCGACCCUGGUCUAAUUACCUGGAUGCCGAGUUCCAGCGUCAGCUGCGACAGCGUCAGCACGCUGCCGGUUACAAAUACAUGGAAUCGAUAAAUCGGAAGCUUUCGUGGGACCCCAGCAUGCGUGGUGAAGAUUCAAGAAUAGUGAUGAAGAAGAUGAUGGCGCAGUGCUGGAUCAGACACUGUCAUACCCACUCUAAAGGAAAAUACGUGAACGACAGCAAAGUAAAGUCUGGAUCCGACGAUGCCUCUGGAGCCCGGCCUGGCCAGAAUAUUGAGGAUGUCGAGCGCAGCGCCAUAAAUGCCCUAUUCACUGGAAAGCGCACCAGUUCCUACGAAUAUGACUUGUGGCAAUCCCCUCUGCAGAACAUUCGCAACUAUUUGGGUAACCAGACUCGGGGCAAGUCGACAACGUCUGCCAGCCGGAGUGAAGAAUCCGAAAUUGAUCCAAUCACAAACCGAAAGGUCCAGUCAAUGUCGGCUCCAGAGUCAGUCUUUGACAACUCGUCCAAGGCGGCCCAUGAGCCUUAUUUUGAGGACGGGCCACCUCCGGCCGAAGAACUUAAGCAAUACGACCAAGUUCCACUUGAUGGUACCCCAUGGGCAGACGCUGGGUCCAGUGGAGAGACUCCACAGUAUGCGGAUCUCGACAAGUACAAACCAGUCAUGGAUCAGAAGCUCGACGCUGAACAACUUUCAGAAGAGCCAAAGUAUGAUGACUUGGAUAAAUACAAGCCGGUUGGCCUCAGGGACUUCAUUGAAGACACAGAGUCAGAACCCAAGUAUGAAGACCUCCAUAAAUAUGCCAACCCAUCAAUCACGGAGGGGCCACCAGAAGAGCUCUCCCAGCCGGCGUAUGAGGAUCUUGACAAGUACCGCCCCGUUAUGCACAACGAGAAUGCAGAGGUUCCAGCAGCAAACGAAAAAUAUGAAGACCUGGGUAAAUACGGCCCAGUCAUGCACAACGAAAAGGCAAUUGCUGAGGGUGCGGAUGCGAGAUCGUCCUACGAUGACCUCCACAAAUAUGGCCCGAGCGGCUUCAACGAACCCGAAGGCGCGCGCCCUCUAAGCGACGAGGAAAAGUCAAAAGACUAUGAUGAUCUCCACAAGUAUGGACCCAUGGGCUACAACGAGCCUCACGGGGAACCCCCGGUUCACCCUGAGGAAGCCUCAAAGGCUUACACUGACUUGGAUCGCUAUGGUCCUAUGGCGUAUCGUGAGCCGCACGGUCAAGCCCCAGUACACCCGGAAGAAGCCUCAAAGGUGUACACGGAUCUAGGAAAGUACGAGCCAGUUGGGUGGAAUGAGCCUCAUGGGAAACCGCCUGUACACCCUGAGGAGGCCGCGAAGCAAUACAAAGACCUGGGUACAUAUGGCCCAGUGGCUUUCAAGAGAGGCGAUGGUCAGCUACCGGAGAGUGUGAUUGCUCCAAUCGCACCGGAAGAUAUGGCCAAUCACAAACCGAUCCAGUAUGAUGAACCUGAAAAUCAACGACCCAAGCCAGAUUGGGACCAAACAACUUUUGACGAGGCCAAGAAAUACCAAUCUUAUCGGUAUAAUGAGCCUGAUGGCCAGCCCAUCGAACAAAUCGACCCUGUUUCUAAAGGUCUAAGUGAUUUCGACGCGGAACUUGCUGCCAAGGCGAACCGACGUAUUUUGAAUACCUAUGUGACUGAACAAGAAAGAGCUGACGACUUGGACCUGCUCCGCGCUAGCGACGUUCGGGCCAAAAUCCCGACUUCUUCUGGCCAGUCUCGCAGAGGCUACAGCACUACUAACAGACAAAUGCUCGAGGCUGACCUUCCUCGCUACGAAGUGAACUGGGAUAUAUCUAGCAAGGCAGCUCGUGUGAGCCUGCGCAAAGCCAAAAGCAAGGCGUGGGAGAACCUUCAACCUAAAGAAGAUUUGAUCGGAAACUACGUCAGAGACUUUCCAGAAGAUUUCUCUGGAUCAUGGAGUAAGGUCAUGACAGAGAGUCUAAGAGCAGAGGAUAGCAAGUAUCAAGCUCCUCAAGGUGAUGAGGUCGAGGCUGCUUCCUUUGAUGAAAGCUUUCCGCGAUUGGAGCCUGCGUUGAACAGGUCCUCCGCGUUUAAGUCGCAAGCUUGGGUUGCAGGAAAGCAGGGUCUCUCGGACCCUUACUCAACAGAGCCACAAGGACUUGAAAUAAGCUACUCUGAGGAGUGCAAUGGCAGACAAACUUGGCCUGCUUACGUCCGUUCAUACGGCACAGUGGCAGAUGCCACCGCCGGUUCCAUGUCUUCGGCACAAGAGGCAGUUGCCGCUGCGAAGUCAGAGGGUGUAGUAUCAUCCACGGCCAAGGAACCUCUUCGCGAGCCUGUCGUCUAUAGGAUUCUAGCCUACGACCCCACUAUGCAGGCCAUCAACACAGCUGAGACGACAUCCGUUGUUCCGGACAGCGCAACGCCACUGACACCGGCCGAGGUUCUUCUCCGUCUGUCGAACCCCACCAAAUUUUUCCCUUACUUUAGCCCUCUCCAGAAGGAAGGUUAUGAAAUCGUCUCCGGAAGCGGAGACGUCCUGGUUUUCCGCAAGGUUCGUGAGGCAGAGGUGGCCUCUGGGGAGCAGACCACUGCCCCUUAUGCCCCUACGAUCGAAAAGCCAACAACCUACCAGGCGCCAAAGGUGAACCCCAUCGACAUGAUGGGGAGCGACCCCGUAGUACCAAGCGCUUACUCUUCCAGUCCUACAGGCUACCUCAACUAUGAUUACCCCGGAGCAGAAGCGGAGAACAAGCCUCCACCCCCCUUCAGCUCGCUGAGUAGACAAGACACGAUUUCUUGCGACAGCCAAGACUUCAAGCCUUCUCAGCGGCCGAAGAAGAGCAGGGCGAAGAGGAUGAUCUUGGGCGCUGCUUGGGUGGGUGGUAUUUCUUACGCUAUCGGUGUGGUUGGAGAAUAUUUUAAGACGGGGGGCAGCGAUGGGCGAGGUCCGAAGGGGCUGUAG
Molecule: messenger RNA, 3102 nt
Organism: Colletotrichum truncatum
Lineage: Eukaryota; Fungi; Ascomycota; Sordariomycetes; Glomerellales; Glomerellaceae
Product: conserved serine-threonine rich protein
Source: RefSeq, a predicted model, not a curated record